Molecule: messenger RNA, 1317 nt
Organism: Lottia gigantea (owl limpet)
Lineage: Eukaryota; Metazoa; Mollusca; Gastropoda; Lottiidae
Exons: 11
Coding region: 1-1317 (438 amino acids)
Biological process (GO): proteolysis
Molecular function (GO): serine-type carboxypeptidase activity
Source: RefSeq, a predicted model, not a curated record
AUGUGGAAUAAUGGUGUUGAUCCUGGAGAGCCAGCCUUUUUAACUCCUUAUUUAGAGAAGGGUGAAAUUGACAAAGCUCGUGAAUUAAGUAUGGUAUCAAAUCUAAAAAAUUUACCAAUUAAAAGUUAUUCUGGAUUAUUAACAGUCAACGAAACCUAUAGCAGUAAUAUGUAUUUCUGGUUCUUCCCUGCACAGGUGGAUCCAGCUAAUGCACCAGUAUUGCUUUGGUUACAAGGAGGACCAGGGGGUUCUUCUUUAUUUGGCUUAUUUGUUGAACAUGGACCAUAUACAGUUUUAGAAGAUGGAACAUUGACAUUGAAGAAUAUAACAUGGAACAAGAAAUAUUCAUUGUUAUAUAUAGAUAAUCCAGUAGGGACAGGAUUUAGUUUUACUGAAAACAAUAAAGGAUAUGCUACUAAUGAAAUUGAUGUUGGAAUUAACCUCUACAAGGCCUUGGUUCAAUUUUUCCAGAUUUAUUAUGAAUAUCAGAAAAAUGAUUUUUAUAUAACAGGAGAGUCUUAUGCUGGUAAAUACGUGCCUGCUAUAUCAUAUAGAAUACAUCUAGAGAAUCCUAAAGCUAAAAUUAAAAUCAACUAUAAAGGAAUGGCAAUAGGAGAUGGCUUAUGUGAUCCAGAAACAAUGAUGGAUAAAUAUGCUAACUUUAUGUAUAAUAUUGGAACAUUAGACGAAAAUCAAAGAGAUUUUUUCCAAUCACAAACUGAUCAAGCUAUUCAAUUUAUAAAACAACGUAAAUUUUUACAAGCUUUUAGGAUAUUUGACUUUUUAUUAAAUGGUGAUGAAACUAAAGGACCAGCAUUUUAUCAGAAUGCUACUGGUAGUACAGACUAUUAUAAUCUUCUUAGAUCUAAGUCACCAGCAUCUUUCGGUUACUAUAAUGAUUUCCUAGCUGAUCCUAGUGUAAGAAAAGCUAUUCAUGUAGGCAACCUGACAUAUAAUGAUGGUUCUGCUGUAGAAAAAUAUUUGGUAAAUGACAUAAUGGACACUGUUAAACCAUGGAUUUCUGUUUUAUUAGACCAUUAUAAGGUUAUGAUAUAUAAUGGUCAACUAGAUAUUAUUAUAGCUGUACCGUUAACAGAAUCCUGGUUACAAACUGUACCAUGGUCUGGUCUAGAUGAUUAUAAGAAGGCUCCACGUGGCAUAUGGAAAGUAAAUGAUGAUAUUGCUGGUUAUUACAGACAAGUUAAGAAUUUCUACCAGAUUAUCGUAUUAGGUGCUGGUCAUAUAUUACCUCACGACCAACCAGAGAGAGGUUAUGAUAUGAUACAGAGAUUUAUUGAAAAUAGAGGUUUUGACUAG